Messenger RNA from Penicillium lagena, 240 nucleotides. RefSeq lists its product as uncharacterized. NCBI's taxonomy places the organism in Eukaryota, Fungi, Ascomycota, Eurotiomycetes, Eurotiales, Aspergillaceae. The coding region runs from base 1 to 240 and encodes 79 amino acids. The record is from RefSeq and is a predicted model, not a curated record. The transcript has a single exon.
AUGGGCGACCGACGAUCAGAUUCAAGCUACGAUGGCAAAAUUGAAGACGCGAAGAUCACUAUGAGAAUGAACGCCAAAACUCUUAAUCAACUCUCUUCCUCAGCGCAAGCCGCACAGCAGAGCCGGGGGAAAAGCGCAAUUCUUAAUCUUCAAAAUGCUGUUCAGAAUUAUAAAGAAAAGGAACAAAGCAGCGGCAACGAAAGCCAGCGCGAUGGACAAGACCAGAGUGGAAAGAAAUGA